This is a messenger RNA of Peniophora sp. CBMAI 1063, 1206 nucleotides long. Lineage: Eukaryota; Fungi; Basidiomycota; Agaricomycetes; Russulales; Peniophoraceae. The record is from the annotation of a GenBank genome assembly.
AUGGCAAGCAAAUCGGGUGUUUCCGAGCUUGAUAAUGUGGGAACCACUUGGGUUAGGGUUGCUAGCACCAAGCUCGCAACUGGAAAUCAACCUCAUCCCGAGAAGGGAAAUCCGCCCUUGCACUUGGCCACGAGCGCUUGCUUCUUGAUCUCUUCGGCCUUCUCUCACAGCCACGAUGUCCGAUCAAGCUUCUCCCACAGCAGACCCUUCAUCUCCGGCAUCUUCGAGGCGAAGGAUCUCUUUGAUUUCGUUCAGAACCCAGAGCACUGGACGGCGGAGAUUGAUGGACAAGGGCGGCAGGUCCUGAGGCGUGGAGUGGCUAGAGUUGAGGGUGCCGAGCCAUUUUUGGCAAACACAACAAUUGUAUACAUUAAAUCAUUUGAUGCAAUCGACAUCUUUGCACAGCACAUCAAGGGUCACGAGGCGUUCCAGAAACUUGCUGCUGCGCGCGGCCUCGACUUGUACGCGCUCGACAAAUUCAAAGAGGCGGGCACCCUUUUCAAUAAUCACCGGUUCAUCUUGCGCAUCCCUCGCCCGCUCAAACCUUGUCAACCCAUCUGUGUUGCUCGCUUCCCAAAGAUGCUCUCACUCGCGGACUGCGAGGAAUUGUUUCACCGCUGGGAUGCGCUGAUGAAUCCGUCCGACAACCACCGCUUCACAUUCCAUUCGCCUGAUCCCGACAACCGCUCAGCUACGCCUGCUGCACAUUUUGGCUGUUGGUCGCACUCGCAGAAGGCGCCAUAUGUCACCGCGGACUCUCGUCAAGAAGAUCCUGUUAUGGAAGAACGCGUGGCGCAUUUUCUCAAGUAUGUCUGUGAGAGUGUCGUCCCUCAAGCUGGCAAGAUGUUGCAUAAGAUCGCGCCAGAGCAAGUCGAAAUCGCCAAAAAAGUUGAAAAGCGCUGCGUGCAGAAGUGCGGCAAGGUGCUCACAUCCCGCAAAUGGCUCCGCUUUAAGUAUUUUGCCACUCUCGCAGUCAAGGAGGGUAGCUCCGAGAAGGCACACCUUGAUUUCCUUGACACUAAGGAGUUAGCUACGCUCGCACUCGAGGUUGGUACUCACAAAACCACUUCCUUCUUCGUCCUUCCCCAACUUGGUCUCAAGAUCGAAUUCUGCCCUGGUGCAUCAGGAAAAGGCCUCCCCUCUCAUCGACCCUCACUGAGCGUUGAUGAGUCUCACCGAGGCAGCUUGAGCUGUGAGACGUCCUGA